GAGAGAGAGAGAGCAUGGGGGAAGAGUUUGCAGAGGAAAUGGAAAUGAAAGUGAAGACUACCCUAAAGAAGCCACACUUUGUUAUGAUACAUGGUAUUAGUGGGGGAGGGUGGUGCUGGUACAAAAUCAGAUGCCUAAUGGAGAAUUCCGGCUACAAAGUUUCAUGUAUUGAUCUCAAAGGUUCUGGCAUCGAUCAAAUUGACCCCAAUACAGUUCUUUCCUUCAAAGAAUACAACAAUCCACUCUUACAAUUCUUGUCAUCCUUAAACGACAACGAAAAGGUGAUUUUGGUAGGACAUAGUGCUGGGGGGCUUAGUUUGACAGAUGCAAUUCACAAAUUUGCAAAGAAAAUCAGUCUCGCAGUGUAUGUUGCGGCCACCAUGUUGAAAACGGGAUAUGUGACGAAGGAAGAUAUCAAAGAUGGAGUGCCGGAUCUAUCUAACUUCGGAGAAAUUGGAGAUGUAUAUGAUAUUGGCUUUGGAAUGGGACUUGAUCAUCCUCCAACCAGUAUGCUUAUUAAGGAAGAAUUACAACGAAAAAUCAUUUACCAAUUAUCACCUCAAGAGGAUUCCACGCUAGCAGCCAUGCUUUUGAGACCAGGACCAAUCCAAGCACUAAAAUCUGCUUACUUUGAAGAGGGAGAGGAUGCAGAUGGAGUUCCUCGUAUAUACAUUAAAACAACCCAUGAUCAUGUAAUAAAACCUCAACAACAACAUGCAAUGAUCAAGAAAUGGCCACCAACAGAUGUUUAUGUUUUGGAAAGUGAUCACAGCCCAUUUUUCUCUGCGCCAUUUACACUCUUUGGCUUGCUUGUCAAGGCUGCAAUUUCUGCUGGAUGCAUCUAGCUGGUCAAGGGGAGAAUGGACAUUCUUAGAAAAGAUAUUAAGAUAUAUCUUUGUAUAUUUUAUUCAUUCUACUAUCAUUGAACAUUCAAGUUCUCGUUUCUGUUGCAUUCAUCCCGGUUUUAUUUAAUAGACACACUAAGGAAGAAAGAAGAUGGAAUGUGCCCUGUAUUGGAGAUUGUAUUUGUCCGUGUAUCUGCGAUGUAUGAAAAGA
Messenger RNA from Olea europaea var. sylvestris, 1056 nucleotides. Its product is annotated as methylesterase 17-like. Gene Ontology annotation, molecular function: methyl jasmonate esterase activity; methyl indole-3-acetate esterase activity; methyl salicylate esterase activity. The coding region runs from base 15 to 845 and encodes 276 amino acids. The transcript has 4 exons. NCBI's taxonomy places the organism in Eukaryota, Viridiplantae, Streptophyta, Magnoliopsida, Lamiales, Oleaceae. Gene Ontology annotation, biological process: jasmonic acid metabolic process; salicylic acid metabolic process. The record is from RefSeq and is a predicted model, not a curated record.